Phaethon lepturus (White-tailed tropicbird) is the source of this 4246-nucleotide messenger RNA. RefSeq names its product unconventional myosin-X-like. NCBI's taxonomy places the organism in Eukaryota, Metazoa, Chordata, Aves, Phaethontiformes, Phaethontidae. Gene Ontology annotation, cellular component: cytoskeleton. The transcript is spliced from 21 exons. The annotation marks the transcript as partial. The record is from RefSeq and is a predicted model, not a curated record. Gene Ontology annotation, molecular function: protein binding.
GUUUUCCUGAAGGAAGCUCUUGAGCAGAAGCUGGAGAAGGAUCGGGAAGAGGAGUUGAGGAAAGCAGCUAUAGUCAUCCGGGCCCACGUCUUGGGCUACAUGGCAAGGAAGAAGUAUCAAAAGGUGCUAGCCAGUGUUGUUAUAAUCCAAAAGAACUACCGAGCAUACUUCUGGAAGAAGAACCUGCUGCGACUGAAGGCCUCUGCAGUCACCCUGCAGAAGCACUGGCGUGGACGCCUGGCUCGCAGCCUCUACCAGCACCUGCUGCAGCAGGAGCUCAGGCGGAAGCAGGAAGUGGAGGAGAGGAGGAGGCAAGAAGAGGAAGAACAGAUCAGAAGAGAGGAAGAGGAAAGACAAUGGCAAGAAGAGGAGGAGCGUAGGAGGAAACAGGAAGAGGAAGAGGUGAAAGAAAGGUACAAGAUGGAGUUAAGAGCCAACCAGGAAGAAGGCCUGGAGGCUAAGUUGAGUAUUAAUAUUCCCCUGCAAGAAGAAGAGAGACGUCAGAUGGAGGAGAUCUUAAGACUGGAGAAGGAGAUUGAGAAGUUGCAGCAACAGAAAGAGGAUCACAUGUCUAUCAUCUGUGAAAACACCAGGAAUGAAAUCAAUCGACAGCGAGAAGAAGAGAUCCAGAGGCUGGAAAAGGAGGCAUCUAGGGUUGCACAGGAGUUCUUGGAGCUGCUGGAUUUUGGCAAUUUGGAUGAAAGUGUGCAGAACUUGGAGCGCUCACUUUCCAGUGAGGGGACACUCAACAUUGACUGCAGUCUGGUGGCACCGCUAGCUGAAGAAGAAGUGGAUGAGGGUUUUCAUGCCGAUGACGAAGGACGGCCAACUUCCAGUUUGAUGGUCUUGAAUCGGCACAGCACAAGAAACAGCGAUAACUACUCCGAGGAGGGUGUGGACACAAGCCUUUCAUGUCUCCAAAGGGAAGUGCGAGAGGUUGUCUCUGCUCCAGAGAGAACCCCUAGCCCCAAGGAGCAGAGAGCCCUAUCUGACCCAGCAGAAAGCAUUUACAGCACUGCCUCAGAUACGCAGAGGAGUAACAGCAGAGAGAUGGGAGAGACAAUUUACACUUCCCCCCCGGAUGUGGAGUCUGACUAUGACCAUGAGGAGUUUGAUGGUUGUGGAGAUGCCGGUAGCGCCUCAGCUGAGCCUCUGAACGGUGAGGAAGGUCUGAGACACUCCCAUGGUACCAGCCUGGACUCCAACCGUGGCAGCCUGGACUCGUUUCUGGACAGUGAAGAAGAAGUGGAUGUUUACAUUGAUACAGAUGAAGAGUUUUGUAAUGGACGAGUCACUAUCUUCAAUGGCUCAGGACCACCCUAUUUUCACAGCUAUCUCUACAUGAAGGGAGGUCUCAUGAACCCAUGGAGGCGGCGCUGGUGUGUUCUGAAGAACGAGGCCUUCAUGUGGUUCCGCACCAAGCAAGAGGCACUGAAGUCAGGCUGGCUCUAUAAAAAAGGUGGAGGCAUGUCAACACUUUCACGCCGCAACUGGAAACGCCGUUGGUUUGUGCUUCGAGAAUCCAAACUGAUGUACUUUGAGAAUGAUAGCGAGGAAAAGUUGAAGGGGACAAUUGAUAUCAGAAGGGCAAAGGAGAUUGUGGACAUUCAUGAAAAGGAGAAUGCCUUGGACGUUGUGACAGAAGACAGAAUUUAUCACAUUGUUGCAGAGUCACCAGAAGAUGCAAGCGGUUGGUUUAAUGUCCUGAGCCGAGUACACAGCGCUACAGUGCAGCAGCUGAGGGAAAUGCAAGAUGAACAGGCCAAUCCAAAGAAUGCUGUGGGAACCCUGGAUGUUGGCCUUAUUGACUCUGUCUGUGCCUCAGACAAUCCUGAUAGACCAAAUUCUUUUGUGAUCAUCACAGCAAAUAGAGUGAUACACUGCAACAGUGACACCCCUGAGGAGAUGCAUCACUGGAUCUCCCUGCUGCAGAAACCAAAAGGCGAAUCUAAGGUUGAUGGCCAGGAAUUCCUUGUAAGAGGCUGGCUUCAUAAAGAGGUUCAGAGCAGCAACAAGAUGUCCUCUCUGAAGAUGAAGAAACGCUGGUUUGUUCUGACAAACACUGCCCUCGAUUACUAUAAGUCAUCUGAGCGCACAGCUGCCAAGCUUGGCACGCUUGUGCUCAAUAGCCUCUGCUCUGUAGUGCAGCCUGAUGAGAGGGUCUUCAAAGACACAGGCUAUUGGAACAUCAUUGUCCAUGGGCGAAAGCACUCGUACAGACUGUACACAAAGCUGCUGAAUGAAGCUAUGCGCUGGGCCUCUGCCAUUCAAGGUGUCAUUGACAGCAAAGUUCCCAUAGAAACACCUACACAGCAACUCAUUCGUGACAUCAGGGAAAACAGCACGAACUUUGAAGUAGUGGAACAGACAUAUAGGAGGAACCCAAUCUUGCGAUAUACCCAGCACCCUUUGCAUUCCCCAUUGCUCCCACUACCGUAUGGAGAUGUUAGUGUCAACUUGCAACAAGAGAAGGGUUACAGCAGCUUACAGGAUGAAGCAGUGAAGAUCUUCAACUCCCUUCAGGAAAUCGAGACAGUGUCUGACCCCAUACCCAUUAUCCAAGGCAUUCUGCAGACCUGCCAUGAUUUAAAGCCCCUUCGUGAUGAAGUGUACUGUCAGCUCAUCAAACAAACUAAUCACAUGCCGCAUCCCAACAGUACUGGGAACCUGCACCACUGGCAGCUGAUGUCAUGCAUGAGCUGCACUUUUCUGCCCAGUAGAGGGAUCCUGCGUUACCUCAAGUUCCACCUUAGAAGGGUAAAAGAUCUCUUUCCAGGCUCAGAAAUAGACAGGUAUGCACAAUUCAUAAGUGAUUCCCUGAAGAGAACAAAGACAAGGGAGUUUGUGCCCUCCCAGGAGGAAAUACAGGCUCUUCUCACCCGGGAAGAAAUGACCACAACAGUGUACUGCCAUGGUGGUGGCUCCUGUAAAAUAACCAUCAAUUCCCACACAAGCGCUGGGGAGGUGGUUGAAAAGCUGAUCCGAGGUUUAGCAAUGGAAGACAGCCGUAAUAUGUUUGCGCUCUUUGAACAUAAUCAGCAGGUGGACCGUGCUGUUGAGAGUCGGGUGAUUGUGGCUGAUAUUCUGGCCAAGUUUGAGAGACUUGCUGGCUCUGAAGAAGAAGAAGAAGAAGGACAGUGGCAGCUGUAUUUUAAGCUUUAUUGCUUCUUGGAUAUUGAGAAUGUUCCCAAAGAUGGGGUGGAGUUUGCCUUCAUGUUUGAGCAGGCUCACGAAAGCCUCAUAGAUGGUCAUUUUCCUGCACCAGAGGACACUCUGCAGCGCCUAGCAGCUCUACGGCUGCAGUACCUUCAUGGAGAUUAUUCUAAAAUAAGUUGGACCCUGGAUGGAAUUUACCCAGUUAAUAGACUGAAAUCCAAAAUACUGCACUCAACAAAGAGCAGCGGCACUACCAGUCACACCCUGGAGAGGAGACGGACCAGCUUCCUUGAAGGGACGUUGAAACGUAGCUUCAAGACGGGCUCUGUAAAGAAGCAGAAGGUAGAAGAGGAGCAGAUGAUGGAGAUGUGGGUAAAGGAAGAGCUUUCAGCAGCUCGAGCAAGCAUAGCGCAGAAAUGGACCAAGCUGCAGGGACUCUCUCAGCAUCAGGCCAUGGUCAAAUACAUGUCCAUUGUAAAGGAGUGGCCGGGUUAUGGGUCAACCCUCUUCGAUGUUGAGUGCAAGGAGGGUGGAUUUCCAAAUGAUCUUUGGCUUGGAGUCAGCACAGAGAAUGUGUCUGUCUACAAACGAGGGGAUCCUAAACCACUAGAAACUUUCCAGUAUGAGCACAUUGUUUUCUUCGGAGCACCACAGCCUAACACCUUCAAAAUUACAGUGGAUGAGAGAGAAAUGUUCUUUGAAACAUCCCAGGUGGGCGAGAUAAUAAAGAUCAUGAAAGCAUACAUCAACAUGAUUGUGAAGAAACGCUGCAGUGUCAAGUCAGCCGCCAGCGUGGACAGUCGUGCUAGCAUCUGGACGAGGUGAUAUGAAUGAACUGCCACGAGAGAGAGGCAGUUGUUUAAUGAUUGGUGUUUGCAACUUGCCAGCACAAGUGUAGCAAAGAUGUUUUUUAAGAACUCGACUGACUACUGUAUUUAAAAACUGAAGUGACAUCUGCAGUACCAUAGGAUUUGCACCUCUGCCCAAAGACAUUAAACCGCAGCAACUGUUGUUAAAUAUGGCCCAAAACUUGUUUUCCCCCUUGCUUGUUUAACAAACAGUGUACCUUAAAGAAGCAACAUCGGAAGCA